This is a messenger RNA of Scleropages formosus (Asian bonytongue), 4403 nucleotides long. RefSeq names its product E3 ubiquitin-protein ligase TRIM33-like. Gene Ontology annotation, cellular component: chromatin. The record is from RefSeq and is a predicted model, not a curated record. The coding region runs from base 333 to 4202 and encodes 1289 amino acids. Gene Ontology annotation, molecular function: zinc ion binding; protein binding. NCBI's taxonomy places the organism in Eukaryota, Metazoa, Chordata, Actinopteri, Osteoglossiformes, Osteoglossidae. The transcript has 18 exons.
GUUGAGCUCAUAUCUGACCCCCCCCCUUCAAGUCUGUGCCCUGUUUUGUGAACUCUAGCUGUCAAUCUUGUGUCAUCGUUAACACGGCUGAAAACGCACACACACACACACACACACACACACCACUCUGAAGAAUAUUGACACCGCUUCUGCAGUGAUAUCGGACUGUUUCGAAGGGGAUCACACGCGAGCUGUAGUGACGUGAGUGGAGCCCGGGGUGGGCUGCCCCACGCCUCCAGCUUCUCCAUCAGCCACACGCAGCACUCACACACGCUCUGCUGGAGACAGGCUUCGGCGCACCGUGGACCGCUGCUCUGCUUCCCCGCGCUGGAAUGGACAAGCGCUGCACAGACUGCCACGAGCCCCGGGCUGCACAGAGCCUCUGCACGCUCUGCAACAAGCGCCUGUGCUACCACUGCACCAGCAUGCACCAGGACCACGGCCUGUACGGCCUGCAAGGCCCCCCUGGGACGCCCGCGCCUCUGCUGGUGUCAGAGGCAAGCAAGAGACGCGCUUAUGCAGGCACCAGCUGCUGGCUCGCGAGCGCCGUCCCGUGCCACUACCAUAGGCAGGAGCCCCUGGACCUCUUCUGCGAGACAUGUGACCUCCUUUCCUGCAGCAGCUGCCACUUGUCUGCCCACAAGGACCACAGGCUGGUUCACGUGGGCAAAGCUCUUCAGGAGCAGCAGUGGCUUUUCGAGAACCUGACGGUCCAGGUGGAAGACAAGCGGUUUGUAGCAGAGAGCAGGGCCAAGCAGAUCGAAGCCAGGUUACAUUCUGUAAAGGCCAUGCAGAGGAAAGCAGAGAAUCAGAUUAAAAUGGCCAAGAUGAUUAUGAUGAACGAAGUCACCAAACGUGCCAACCUAUUAACAGAGCAGCUCGAGAAAAUGUCCAGCGAAGUGAAGCAGAGCCUGGAGGAGCAGCUGCAGGCUGUGAUCGACCUGUGCUCUCAGCUUGGCCACAUGCAGAACUUCCUCACCUGGGCUACAUCCCAGCACAGGAGGAGCCCGCUCCUCUUCAACAAAGAGCUGGUAGUUUGGAUGGAACAUAGGAUCACCUACCAGAUGCAGCGCUUGCUGGUAUCCCAACUCUACUCUGACCUGGCUCCACCUGUGAAGAUAAAGUUCAACUGGGAUGCCAGCUUCUGGACUAGACAGAUCUCCUGUUUAGGUCAGGUGACCACAGAGGGAAGAAAAGCGCCACAUAGCGAGGGCACAUUUUGCCCCAGCAUCCUGAAGCCACAGCCCAUCUCCUGCCCACCCCUGUCUCCAUCUCUGUGCCCUCGGGGUUUGAACCCAGUCUGUGGUUACCAGGCUUGCUUCCAGCCCCAGGUGUGCUGUGCCCACUGCACAAAUACGUCCAAAAUGCCCAAAGCCCACCCAGACCUACUGAUAGGGCACAGCAGGGUUUCCCCGCUGGAACAAGGGUUCCGGUGCCACCCCUUAAGCCCCUACGUGGAGAGGUCCCUUAUCCGUGUUCUACCAAAUCAGCCGCCUGCAUUACAGUUGGACAAUGGACAUCCUGAAGUUAACCCUCACGUUAUCAAGUGUAUGCAGCCCACCCAGCAGGCUCAACCUCUACAUCCGAUUCAGCUACAUGGACGCUUUGGUCCCCAGGACGGCCUGGCACUGAUCACCCAUCCGCAGCAGCUUCCUCGGGAGGCUUCAGGAGAAGAGCUCCAACCAUCAGUUGACACCUGCUUCCUGAGCUCCAGCAGCUCACUGUCCAGUGAACCACAGUGUGAGCAGUUGCACCACGAGGCCGUGGUGCAGCAGACACCACCAGCAGUGGACUCCGACAGGUCACGGCCGCCUACAAGUUUGAACAGGCCAGGUUUUGUCUGUUUGCAGACUCAGCCAGCUACUGCUCUGAACAAAGCAGAUGUAGCGAAGCCACAGAUGCAAAUAGCUACUGAGAGGAGCAGGGCGGAUCCAGAAACUGAGAAGAUGCAUGCACAUGCAGAUCAGAGUACGGCAAAUUCCAUUGACCAACAGAUACAAGCUACAGGCGGCAAAAGAGUGGACCUGAUCAGGCAGAGGCUGCAGCAAGGUGCAGGUCAGAGCACGGAAAACAGCGCGGACCAGCAGGGUCAGACCCCUGUGGUUCGCAGCGGCACGGAUCCGGUCAGCGUGGCAGGCCCAGGCGGCCAGCAGAGUUACGUGGCUGAAGAGCGGCGGCAGACGAGAGUGCGGACAAACACGGUCUCUUCACAGACUUGCACUUUGCAGAAGCCUGAGCCCAGCUCGGAGGCUGAAAGGCAGACGGCAGAAAUGACGGAGUGCCUGUCUAAGAGCGGCGAAUGCACGGGCUCCAGCUCACCCAGCAUGGCAACGCCUGCUCAGAGACUCCCAGCUGUCUCGUUGUGGGGGAUGAGGCCUGGACCACGUGCUGCCCCAGUGGAAACACCAGAACAGCCUGCAGAGUCCCCGGAGACCCUGUCUGCAGCCUCCACCCACAGCCUAGCAACAGGCGCCAGACAGUGGGACCACACUGAUGUCCAGGACCGCCCAUAUGUUAGGAGCCCGGUGUCAGACAGAGUAUUGGGUCCUCCUCCUGUGUCCAGCCGCUGCAGCAAUCUACCUUCCUACUGCCGGUCCCCUCUUACCACCUGUAAAGCAGAGCCAGAUAAAGUUCACGGAUGUGAGGAAGCCAAGAUUGGGAGUGAAGACAGUUUCUCUACCUCAAGGCAAGCUGAGGGUACAAGUGGCAAGGCUGGACGAGAGGUAGCCAAGGUUCCUGUAGUCCUCCUGGAGCGGCUGAAGAUACACUUAACACCAGCACAGGAACCUAUGCCCCGACUGCCACCACCCAGACCCAGCGGACCCCGCCGUGACUCGGCAAUGAAGAAAGAGGCCGCUGUUGCUCUGUAUCCGGUCAUGGAGCGGAAUGCAGUGUCCAGUUGGUCGCCUCCAGACACUGAGCCAUCACCACCACAGUCACCAGCCAUUGGCCAGCCGUCUCCCAGACCUGCAGCAGUUGCUUCGUUUUCUGCCCCGGCGAGAGCUGAGGUGGAGCUCUCAGUGCUGCCGUCUGCUGACGAAACUGAAUCAGAUCCACGGUCUGAAUCUGAACCUCGGUCUGAAUUGGAGUCCCGGUCUGAAUCGGAGCCGCUCUCAGAAUCCGAACUGAAGUCCGAGUCCGAAGCAGAUCAGGAUUUAGAGUCAGAGGUUGAAUCUGAGACGGACCUGGAAUCCGAGCAAAAGCUAGAAUCGGAUCCAGAUCUCGAAUCGGAGACUCAGCUUGAGUCGGAUUCAGAGCUCGAAUCGGAGCAACAGCCAGAAUCUGAGUUGUUUGUGGAGUCGGAGCCAGAGUUUGAGUCAGAUCCCGAAUCGGAACAGGACCUUACCCUGGAGGCCGAUGGAAGGCCAAGUGCCGAUCUGGAAUCAGAUUCAGGGACUCCGGCAGCACGAGAGAGUCGAGGUAGCCCCUUUCAGCAGACCGAGAGGCUGGCUGGGGGAGGCGACCCGCCGCAGGAGGCCAUAGAGAUGGAGAACGAGGACUUCUGUGCUGUGUGCCUGAACGGCGGGGACCUGCUGUGCUGUGAUCGCUGUCCCAAGGUGUUCCACUUGUCCUGCCACAUCCCGGCUCUCCUCAGCUUCCCUCUGGGCGACUGGGUGUGCACACUGUGCCGGGAUGUCCAAAUGCCGGAGGUGGAGUAUGACUGCGAGAACUCGCGCCACUCCAUGCAGCACGCAGGAAAGGCUGUGCAGUACGGGCUGUCGCCCUGUGACCUCAGGAAGUGUGAGAAGCUGACACUGUUCAUCUCCUGCAACAUCCUCAGCACGCCCUUCCACGAACCCGUCAGUCCGCUGGCCCGCCAUUACUACCAGAUCAUCAAGAAACCCAUGGACCUGUCGGUGAUCAGGAGCAAGCUGAAUAAGCGCAAUCCUGCACACUACUGCACACCUGAGCAGUUUGCCGCCGACGUUUCUCUUAUGUUCCGGAAUUGCGCAAAGUUUAAUUACCCUGACUCAGAGGUGGCCCAGGCUGGACGGAGCCUAGAGGCCUUCUUCAGCGCCAAGCUGCAAGAGGUGCUCCCCGACUGCGUCUUCCUGGCUCCGGAAGAUGACUCCGACAGCGAGGAUUACGACGAGGCUUACCGGGUGGGCGUGGGGGGCUUCCAGUGGCCGGAAAGGAAGGAACACUCUCACAGGAAGAGGAAAAGGAGGCACUCGGCUAACUGGAGGAGACAUCACACCUAACCGGUGUCACACAAGGGUCACAGAGUAGUAUGACCAGCCUGACAUUUGCCAAUAAUUUUUUAUGUGUCAUCUCAGUUAAAUUUUUACCCUCAAGAAGUAGACUUUCUGCAGGAACUUUAUUAAAACAAUAACUGUUGAAAUUUGGGUAAUUUUCUUUCCAUAUCUUGUACAGCAGCGACCAGUUCUUUAUGCUAGAAAACC